GUCUGUGCAGUCAAGCUAGCUCACGAGGAGGUUACAUUUGGUAGCGGUGACUUUUUUUUUUUCCAGCGCUCAAAAGUUUUUGCUUAUUUCUGGUGUCAAUUUCGGAAUUUGUUUUUGCCGCAUUUAACAUUACGCUAUCACACCAUGCUGCAGUUCUUGGUUGGUUUUACUUUGGGUAAUGUUGUAGGGAUGUACCUUGCGCAAACCUAUGAUGUUCCCAACAUAGCCAAGAAAAUUGAAGAGUUCAAGAAAGAUGUGGAAGCCAAGAAGAAACCGCCAGAGUGAAGAGAAUGGAUCCAUAGCAGGAUUGGGGACUGCCGGGGAAAAAAAAAAAAUUCCAGUUGAUGAGUCCAUAUUUAACAAAUAACUAUGUAAAUUGUCAGAAUAAGAAUAGUGCCUCAGAGAGAACUUGUUACAUUACUUAUUCCCAUUAUAGUCUAUUUUUUUCCCCAGGACUGUUCAUAUGCUGGAUU
Messenger RNA from Thalassophryne amazonica, 473 nucleotides. RefSeq names its product short transmembrane mitochondrial protein 1 (gene stmp1). The transcript is spliced from 3 exons. NCBI's taxonomy places the organism in Eukaryota, Metazoa, Chordata, Actinopteri, Batrachoidiformes, Batrachoididae. The coding region runs from base 145 to 285 and encodes 46 amino acids. The record is from RefSeq and is a predicted model, not a curated record.